AUGUGUGUGCCAUCGCUGACAGUGUCACCAAGCACCUUUCCAUGCACCGCGACGCUGGUCAAUGUCUCCAGACCACCAUAUGAUACCUUUGAGAGUCACGCUCGCUACAGCUCACCCCGGGACUUCACGCGGGCACUAUACAUUCCUCGUCAUGACUCAACAACUUCCCAUCUCCCUCUCUAUCUGCACUCGGCCAAAUUGAGUUAUAUGGAUAAGCCACGGGGUGACGACAUGAACGCGCGGGUGGAAUAUUUGGUCGAUGCCAGCAAAAAGGAAGAGGUUAUGGAGAUACAAGUUCAGCGCAGAAGCUUGAAUCAGAGCGACGACAUCAAAGCCAAUGCGUAG
Aspergillus oryzae RIB40 is the source of this 345-nucleotide messenger RNA. RefSeq lists its product as uncharacterized. The transcript has 2 exons. Lineage: Eukaryota; Fungi; Ascomycota; Eurotiomycetes; Eurotiales; Aspergillaceae. The coding region runs from base 1 to 345 and encodes 114 amino acids. The record is from RefSeq and is a predicted model, not a curated record.